Molecule: messenger RNA, 1637 nt
Organism: Oreochromis aureus
Lineage: Eukaryota; Metazoa; Chordata; Actinopteri; Cichliformes; Cichlidae
Product: cell division control protein 42 homolog
Exons: 6
Coding region: 640-1185 (181 amino acids)
Biological process (GO): small GTPase-mediated signal transduction; modification of synaptic structure
Cellular component (GO): dendritic spine
Molecular function (GO): GTPase activity; GTP binding
Source: RefSeq, a predicted model, not a curated record
GAUGCUGGAAUUAUACUGAAAAGCUCCUGACUGACCCGGAGAAGAUACUGAGAUGCAGACUAUAAAGCUCGUGGUGGUAGGUGAUCGUGAUUCAGGAAAGCAUGAAUUGCUCCUGAGCUAUACAGGCACAACCUUAAAGGAAGAAUACAUACCCACAGAAACUCGUGGCAUGAAAGUCUGCAGACAUACACCAGUCAGAUUUCAGGUUCCUUUGAACCGCUCUUUUGUGUCACACAGGUUGUGAUACUUGCAGAUCAGUGACUGAACUCUACAGAACACUAAAGACAGACAGUACAAACGCACAUACAUGCAAAACCAAUCAAAGUGGGUUGUGUAUUGUGUUCUCACAAAUACAGUGUGGACCAAUUUCUGUUGUAGUGUGUUUGGAGUUUGAAAGUAAGUAUUCAAAUAAGCACAGCAGCUAUAAAACACUCCCUGCAUCCACUCACAUCCAGAGCCGAGGUUACCAGGAAUGUUGGGAUAAGCUGCUUUAACACACGUGGCAGAAGCCUGAACGUGAGUAAGGAGGAGUAAAGUAAGACAUGACACAUCUGCCUACCUGAACAGCUGCAAACUAAUAUUCAUGAAAGCACUCAGCACAUUUCAUGAAUCAGUUUGACUCUGGUUAGUCAUGCUGUAAUGAUUCUGCUGCAUUUGCAUGUUUACUUAUCUUUGUUUAUGUCUUGUUUAACUUUUGUUCCCUGUCUUCUCCAGGUGUUUGACAACUAUGCUGUGACAGUGAUUGUUGGUGGAGAGAUGUACAGUCUGGGACUGUUUGACACUACAGGUCAGGAAGAUCAUGAUACACUGCGAGUCUUCAGCUACCCUCAGACCGACAUCUUGCUUCUGUGUUUCUCUGUCGUAUCACCGUCAUCUUUCAAGAACAUCACAGAGAGGUGGGUGCCAGAGAUUUCACACUACUGCCCGGGGACGCCCUUCCUGUUGGUCGGGACUCAGGUGCAUUUAAGAGAUGACAGCAACACCCUGGAGAAGCUGGCCGAGAGAAAGCAACACGCUGUGACCUUCACAAGUGGAGAGGAAGUGGCUCGUGAGCUGAAGGCAGUCAAAUACGUGGAGUGUUCAGCUGAGACAGAGGAAGGAUUGAAGAACGUGUUUGAUGAGGCUAUUCUUGCUGCUCUGGAGCCUCCAGAUACUAAAUCCAAGAAGCACUGCAUCCUGCUAUAGAUGCCACAAGAAGAAGAGAACAAGGAGGAGACGGUGGAGGUGGAGGUGUAGAUUAGAGAUAAGAGAAUAUUAACCCAAAUAGGACUAGAGGGUUAAGUCAUAGUGAUUUAACUUUGGGUUACUCACACCUUAACACUGUUGCAGAAAGGCAGCGUACAGCUGGUAAAUCCUCUUGCUUUCAUAGCUGCCUUGAUGUGCCCAUUCAUUCAUUUUCAUUGCCCACACUGGAUCGUCAAAUCAAAUCUCCUAAUGCAACCAGCCCAAGGCUGCGGCUGAGCAGCAACAACUUGAAAGCAGGCCUCGAGGUUCAACAGCAACAGUAGUGUGACUUUAGUGAACUGCACAGUAGUUGGUUACACAUUCUCACAUUGUAUUUAUGUCUUUGUCGUUAUUAUGAUUUUCUCCAUUUCAGCAAUUAUUCAAAUAAACUGUUUACACUUCAUUUUUUGUGU